Molecule: messenger RNA, 1219 nt
Organism: Anoplophora glabripennis (Asian longhorned beetle)
Lineage: Eukaryota; Metazoa; Arthropoda; Insecta; Coleoptera; Cerambycidae
Product: lysozyme-like
Exons: 4
Coding region: 108-605 (165 amino acids)
Molecular function (GO): lysozyme activity
Source: RefSeq, a predicted model, not a curated record
UAAACAGAAUUAUUCAAUCUUCCCAUUUAAAAUUUUAAUACCAAAGACGUUUUUAAGAAAGAUGCAGUUAGUCUCUGUCGUCAAGGUGCAGUGAUUAAAUUUAUAAAAUGCAGAAACAUUGGAUGUUUAUUGUUUAUAUAAUAUUUAUAUUGAGUAGUGCUUUUGGUGAAGAUCUCCCUUACAUACCCAACUAUGGCGUUCGUUGUAUGAGAUGCAUCUGUACAGCGACUAUAGGAGAUUGUGAUCUUACUCUAGGAUGUAAAGAGGGAUAUUGUGGUCCUUUUAGAAUAUCUAGGGUGUAUUGGAUUGAUGCCGGUAACAUCACCCUUCCACAGGAUACUCCUGAGAGAAAUAAUGCAUAUGAAGAUUGUGCUUUGGAGUAUAAUUGUGCCCAAAGAAUAUUAUUGGGAUACUUUCAUCAAUAUGCAAGAGACUGCAAUAGUGACGGUGUCACUAAUUGUGACGAUUACGCCAUGCUUCACGUUAAUGGAAGAGGCCAGUGCCACCCACCCGUAAACAGAACCGAAAGGGGUAAAGCCUGGUGGGAUAAAUACACUAAAUGCGACCCAUUAGAUAGAGCAGAGUUUAGGUUUCAACAGUUCUAACCACAGAGCACCGUUCUAACUAUUCUACUUCCGUUAAGUUCAAAGUCGACUUGUGCUUUAUUUAACUUUUUCCUCUUUUAACUAUUUUUAAUUACUCCUCCUUCAUAAUUAAAUAGCUUAUUAUAUUUCUCCUCUAUUUACAGAGCCUCUAUUUGAUUAAAUGUCAAUACACUUACUACUAAUCCUUAGUAAUUAUGAUAACAAAAUUAAACACAUUUUGCUUGUCUCCGUUUACUGGUAUUGAAUAAAUGAGAUCAUAUUUACACAAAAAUGUAUGAGAGAAAUUCAUUUGAGUAAAACGAUUUGUUUAAAAAGUGACUACGCAAAUAUUAUCCUAUUUUUCGGCAUAGUUUCCAUGUUUUGUAACACGCCUGGUCUAUACAGUUAAGUAACUCUGAUAAAAAGGCUUACGUUUUUGGAAGUGGAGGUAAGAUAGUAGAUAAAGGUGGAAAAUGAUGUCGAUGACAUUCCCUUAUAUGUAAUUAAAGAAAUAUAUAAAUAUCUAAAUUAAAUAUGCUACGUGGGCCCUUAUCAAGACUGGUCAGAACUUGAACUUGAAGGUGAUCUGUUCUUUGUGACUCCACCAAUUACUAAUUGAAUAUAUCUAUAAUUUA